AUGGGGUUCACAUUUCACUUUCAUCUUUUCUUUUCUAGUAGUUUUAUUCCGAUGCAAGCUAGAAAGAUUCUGUAUCUUGUAACAAAGCUUCCCAGGCUAACGACAUGUUCAGACCCAGGGUUUUGUUUUACGAAACGGUACGUAGCUUGGGAUUUUCAGGUGAAAUGUGGAAUGAGAGGCGAUCUAGGACCAGCGCGUAAUGCAGUAGGUUAUGUGGACAGACAAGUUUGGGGUGUUAACCAUCUGUAUAAUCAACCUGUAUGGAUCCGAUUAAAGGCUUGUACACUGAGUUAUCCUGAAUCCGGUCCACUUCGCGAUAAUGCUCCUAGUUUCUGUCUUGGUCCUUUUGAACCAGAAGGCUUAUUGAGUUCGAUUUCAGCAAUCGUCUCCGCUACAAUUGGGGUGCAUUUCGGCCAUUUUCUUAUUCACUUCAAGGGCCACGUGGAGAGGCUUAAGCAAUGGGUAUCAGCGGCGCUUGUCUUGAUUGUCGUAGCCAAAAUUCUACAUUUUACAGAUGCCAUUCCAUUGAAUAAGCAACUGUACAGCUUCAGCUAUGUAUGUUUUACAGCAGGCAUAGCGGGUAUCGUAUUCUCCGGUUUCUACAUCCUGGUAAAUGUUUGGGGAUUUCGAGCACCAUUUCUAUUCCUAGAAUGGAUAGGAAUGAAUGCAAUGCUAGUUUUUGUGCUGGGAGCUCAGGGUAUCUUAGCUGCAUCCGUAAAUGGAUGGUAUUACGGAACCCCUGCAAAAUCACUCGUACAUUGGAUAGAACAACAUGUCUUCAUUAAUGUCUGGAAAUCACAGAAAGUGGGAACGCUGUUAUACGUGAUUUUCGCCGAGAUCACAUUCUGGGGUGUAGUCUCAGGCAUGUUGCACAAAUUGGGCAUUUACUGGAAGCUAUGA
This is a messenger RNA of Papaver somniferum (opium poppy), 900 nucleotides long. RefSeq names its product heparan-alpha-glucosaminide N-acetyltransferase-like. The record is from RefSeq and is a predicted model, not a curated record. The transcript is spliced from 8 exons. Lineage: Eukaryota; Viridiplantae; Streptophyta; Magnoliopsida; Ranunculales; Papaveraceae. Bases 1 to 900 code for a protein of 299 amino acids.